GAAAGGGGAGCGCUUCCAAUUUCCCCCUUCCCUGGAGCGGAGUUCUCGGUGGCUGUGAGAUGAAGAAUCAAACUGAGUUUUGAGAUUUAGGAUGUGGGCACUUUGAAAUGCCCACCGGGUACCGCUUGGAUGCCAAAUCAAAAAUACGAAUAUGCAGCACGAUUUUAAACCAACUCGAAGUUCUCGAAAGGCGGAAUUGGGAUGUGCUAGAUCGAGACUAGGCCCCGGUGGCACCUGAGUUUGGGAAUUGUUGAGGCCCGGGUAACGGGUAACGAAGCAAGAGAUGUGGGGGUUUUGAAAUGUAGCUUUUUAUUCUUGGCUCCUCCCUUUCCAGCCUACACCUUAAACCUCUGCUGAUCCAUCAGUUCUCUUAUAGGAGCUGUUGGUGGUCUGUGCAAAUAUGAAUCCCUUGAGGUGGAUUUCUAAAAUUGAAUUUGAGCUGUGGAAGGGGCUUUAGGGAGGUUGUUGGCUCCCUCUGUUUACAGAUGGAGAAACAGACAAGGAAAGCUAAUUGCCUGAGCUGUCUGUGAAGCCAGGUGUCCUGCCGUGGAGUCCCGGGCUGCAUCAUACGGGUCCAUCGUGUUGGUCAAGCUGUAGAUCAGUGUAAGGAGUCAUUUGAAGCAAAGCCCGGGAGAUAUGGAAGUUCUGGAAUCCGUGUGAAUGUGCACCUGCCUUAACCACUCAACACUUUGAACUUCUUAUAUAUAAAAAGAGAAUGAAACAUGUUAAUUUAUGUGGUAGAGCUUUGUGUUCAGUAUGGACAGAAUGAGGAGGGAAUGGUAGGCGAGCUUAUAGCCUUCUGCACCAGCACACAUAAAGUUGGCCUUACCUCAGAGAUCCUGAACUCUUUUGAGCAUGAGUUUCUGAGCAAAAGAUUAUCAAAAGCCCGGCACAGUGCCUGCAAGGACAGUGGCCAUGCGGGAGCUAGAGACAUUGUUUCCAUUCAAGAGCUAAUUGAAGUGGAAGAAGAAGAGGAAAUCCUCUUGAACUCUUACACCACACCCUCAAAGGGUUCUCAGAAGCGAACUAUCUCCACCCCAGAAACCCCCCUAACAAAAAGAAGUGUAUCAACUCGUAGCCCCCAUCAGCUCCUCUCACCAUCAAGUUUCUCUCCAAGUGCUACUCCCUCCCAGAAAUACAACUCAAGAAGUAACCGAGGAGAAGUGGUUACCUCCUUCGGCUCAGCACAGGGAGUAUCUUGGUCUGGGAGAGGAGGAGCUGGAAACAUCAGCCUGAAGGUCUUGGGGUGUCCAGAGGUACUAACAGGGAGCUACAAAUCCAUGUUUCAGAAGCUCCCAGACAUUCGAGAAGUUCUGACAUGUAAGAUAGAAGAACUCGGCAGCGAACUCAAGGAACAUUAUAAGAUUGAAGCUUUCACUCCUUUGCUAGCCCCAGCACAGGAGCCUGUCACUCUGCUGGGCCAGAUUGGCUGUGAUAGCAACGGGAAACUGAACAACAAGUCAGUGAUUCUCGAGGGAGACCGGGAACAUUCCUCGGGUGCUCAAAUCCCAGUGGAUUUAUCUGAGCUUAAGGAAUAUUCUCUGUUUCCCGGACAGGUUGUAAUUAUGGAAGGAAUCAACACCACUGGUAGGAAACUUGUUGCCACCAAACUCUAUGAGGGUGUGCCACUUCCAUUUUAUCAGCCCACUGAAGAGGAUGGAGACUUUGAGCAAAGCAUGGUCCUGGUUGCCUGUGGGCCAUACACCACGUCUGACAGCAUCACGUAUGACCCCCUGCUCGACCUGAUUGCUGUCAUCAACCAUGACCGGCCAGAUGUCUGCAUCCUGUUUGGCCCUUUCCUGGAUGCUAAGCAUGAGCAGGUGGAGAACUGUCUACUGACAAGUCCGUUUGAAGACAUUUUCAAGCAGUGUCUACGUACAAUUAUUGAAGGCACAAGAAGCUCCGGCUCCCACCUUGUGUUUGUCCCAUCGUUGAGAGAUGUGCACCAUGAGCCUGUGUACCCCCAGCCACCUUUCAGCUACUCCGAUCUGUCUCGAGAGGACAAAAAGCAAGUACAGUUUGUGUCCGAGCCCUGCAGCCUGUCCAUAAAUGGAGUGAUCUUUGGCCUGACGUCUACGGAUCUGCUGUUCCACCUGGGGGCCGAGGAGAUCAGUAGUUCUUCUGGAACUUCAGACAGAUUCAGCCGAAUACUCAAGCACAUCCUGACCCAGAGAAGCUACUACCCGCUCUACCCACCCCAAGAAGACAUGGCCAUUGACUAUGAGACGUUCUAUGUCUAUGCACAGCUGCCUGUCACCCCAGAUGUCCUUAUCAUCCCAUCAGAGCUAAGGUACUUCGUGAAGGAUGUCCUCGGCUGUGUCUGUGUGAACCCCGGGCGCCUUACCAAAGGGCAGGUGGGAGGCACCUUCGCCCGACUCUACCUCAGGAGGCCAGCAGUGGACGGAGUGGAGAGGCAGAGUCCGUGCGUUGCCGCGCAGGUCGUCAGGAUCUGAGGCUUCUGUCCUCUGCUGUGUGGGCCCUUAAAGUCUUAGCCAAGAGCCAAGACGUAGCCCUGUGACAAGGUGAACAGUUGGGUAGGAAAGGAGAGAGGAGCCAGCCAGGGAGGGGCAGCUGCAGGGACCAGGCCCAGCAGGGAGGGCUUGUGCAGCCAGGCCUGCCUGUGAGUGGAGCCUCUCCUGGAAGGAGGCUGUUGCCUCUCAGUCCAUGCUCCAGGUACAGAAGUAAGCCAGCUGUGGAUCCCGCCCACUCAGAAAAGGCGGGAAGGCUUUGUGAUUUUCUGCAUGAAUCAAACGCAGAAACAACUUUUGGAGAAAUUAAAUUCUGAGUGUGACUUCUGAGUUUGACCUUUCUUCUA
Cercocebus atys (sooty mangabey) is the source of this 2815-nucleotide messenger RNA. RefSeq names its product polymerase (DNA directed), alpha 2, accessory subunit (gene POLA2). The record is from RefSeq and is a predicted model, not a curated record. Bases 723 to 2453 code for a protein of 576 amino acids. The transcript is spliced from 18 exons. Lineage: Eukaryota; Metazoa; Chordata; Mammalia; Primates; Cercopithecidae. Gene Ontology annotation, molecular function: DNA binding. Gene Ontology annotation, cellular component: alpha DNA polymerase:primase complex. Gene Ontology annotation, biological process: DNA replication; DNA replication initiation.